CCCCCGGCACCGCCCAGGAAGGGCGGCCGCGCUGUGCCGCCAUGUCGGGAGCGCCGGGGCCGCCCGCGGGGCCCGGCCGCUGCCCGCUGCCUUGCGCCCUCCGCCCUGCCGCCACCAUACAGUUGGGCGGGGGGGCCGAGCCGGCGCGGCCCGGCGUCGCCAUCAUCGACCUCCGCUUCCCCCGAGGCGCCGCCGCCGAUGUGCAGGAGAUCGUCUUCAGGAACUUCUACACAGCCUUCCUGAGCGUGCGGGUGCAACGCCUCGGCCCCGCCGGCUCCCGCCGCUGGGUGACCUGCCUGCGGGACUACUGCCUGAUGCCCUGCCCGCACACUGAGGAGGGCUCCCAGGACUACUUCUCCCUCCGACGCCACCAGAUGCUGUGCGAUGUGGACCAGGUGACGGUGGUGCGGUUCAUCCUGCGGCAGCCCUCCCCAGUCUGGCUCCACUUCACCAUUGAGGAGCUGCAGAUUUUCCCCCCUGGACGGAAGAGCCCCCAGAAGGAUUUCCCCUCCUGGCUCUCCCAGCUGACCCCUCCGGAGCAGCCAGCCAGCCUGCAUGGAGAGCUCCCCGACCCAGAGAAGGUGUCGACGGAGGUCCAGCAAAUGUGGGUGCUGACAGAGGUGAUCCGGGCUCGCCAGGCAGCUGCCCGCAUCGGGCGCUUCGACGUGGAUGGCUGCUAUGAUAUCAACCUGCUUUCCUACACAUGAGCCCUGCUGGUGGCGGCCAGAGGGGUCCGGCUCCUCUGCACUCCCAGGGCCCAAGCAAACUCCUGUGCUCCCGCACUGGCCUUUGUCACUGUGGCCCGGCAGGUUUCCAGGCCCUCCCCGUGCCCCUUCCCUAAUUCUUCCUGUGCUGGCUGGCAGAAGUUGGGCAGCGCUGCUGCCCCGGAGCCCCCCGUGAGCCUCUCCCACCCGGGUGCCCUCCAGCUACCAUGGGUUUGCUCUCGGGCCAUCCCGUGCUGCUGCUCCCUGGUGUGGGCAGAGCCCAGCUCCCCAGCCCUCCCUCUGCCCUGGUGAGUGGCCCCGGCCCUGCCUGCAGGGCGAGGACCCCGCCGCCAAGGGCGUGCUGGGGCCGGCGCCCACUGCGCUCGGAGGGCCGAGGAGGUGCCGGGCGGGCGGCGGGGAGAGCCUCGGUCACGACUAAAAGCUGCUACCUUGG
This is a messenger RNA of Phalacrocorax carbo (great cormorant), 1158 nucleotides long. The record is from RefSeq and is a predicted model, not a curated record. Lineage: Eukaryota; Metazoa; Chordata; Aves; Suliformes; Phalacrocoracidae.